CACACAGCACAAAGCUGCAGGGAAGUCUCAGAGACUUCAGGCAUGGCGUGAAUGAUGUGAGGAACACGGAAAGAAAGUUUAAAAACAACAACUACAACAAAAAAAGAAAGGUUAAAAGUACGGGUGGAUGCUUGACUUGGUACCAGGAUGGAGCUCGACUCGGUCCAGAUGGGAAAAGUGGAAAGUUCUGCGUAUCAGUUACCAAAGUACCAACCUAGCUAGCUGAGCUAAGCUAACCAACCAACUUUUACUAACGACCUAGCUCGUUAGCUAACUAAAACAAAGCACAUGGAUGAAUUCCUCUUACUUCUCUUGAGAGUUAUGUGUGCCUCGUCUGAGCCUAAAACAAGGAGACUUCUGGUGCAGACUUUUGCCUGGAAAGUUUAGCGUCGCAAAUGCACACGAACAACGAGCUAGCUAGCUAGCUUAAUAAAUAAACAAACAAAUAAACCUGUACAGUGUAAAGCAUGUCUGAUCCAAGUUGCUGGAGUGCAGGGACGAGCAGCAAGGCUCAUUUCGUCAGUGGGGUGAUGCUUAAGAGAUCCAAAAGUUGCCGCAGCAGCAGGAAGAACCUCGGGGUUGGGACGCCUUCACCGACGCGCCCUCUCUCACCCCUGUCAGUCCACACAGCUGCCAGCAGUCCUUUAGACAGCCCGAGAAAUGUGUCAGCCAUCGCCUCCCUCAACUUUCCUUUUGCCCGCAGCCACCUGGCUCGAACUGACAGGGCGGAAGGUAGAAGAUGGUCACUGGCAUCUCUUCCAUCAUCUGGCUAUGGGACCAAUCCACCAAGCUCCACCGUCUCUUCGUCCUCCUCUUCCCAAGAACGCUUGCACCAGCUUCCAUACCAACCCACGCAAGACGAGCUCCACUUCCUGUUCCGACACUUCCGUAGCUCGGAGAGCAUGACCGAUGAGGAUGGGCGAAGCUCUUCUUUUAUACGCCCCCGCUCCCGUAGUCUUAGUCCUGGACGAACCAGUGGCUCCUUUGACAGCGAAACUGUGAUGAUGAAUCAUGUUUACAAGGAGAGGUUUCCUAAGGCGACGGCGCAGAUGGAGGAGCGCUUGCUGGACAUCAUCACACACUGUUCUGCCGACAGCACUUUACCUCUGGGAGAUGGAGUGCUGGGUUUCAUCCAGCACCAGCUGGUGGAGCUCGCUAGGGACUGUCUGGACAAGUCACAGAAAGGCCUGAUCACCUCCCUCUACUUCCUAGAGCUGCAGGAGAAUCUUGACAAGCUGCUACAUGAGGCGCUGGAGCGUUCCGAGAGUGAGGAGGUCACAGUCAUCACCCAGCUGGUAAAGAAGAUUCUCAUCAUCAUAUCGCGCCCUGCACGGCUGCUGGAAUGUCUGGAGUUCGACCCUGAAGGGUUUUAUCACUUGCUAGAGGCAGCAGAGGGUCACGCUAAAGUCGGCCGAGGCAUCAAAACCGACAUUCCACGUUACAUCAUCAGUCAGCUGGGCCUCAAUCGAGAUCCCUUAGAUGAAGUGAGUCAGCUAGAGGAAAACUAUGAUACUGGGCCCUCCCUUAACGCGGACACAGAGGAGCAUGAUCUGCACAAGUCUGUGCUCACCCCGCCUCGAAGGAAACCACUGGAGAGUGACUUUGAAACCAUAAAGCUGAUCAGUAACGGAGCCUACGGAGCCGUAUAUCUGGUGAGGCACAAAGAAACCCGGCAACGGUUUGCAAUGAAAAAGAUCAACCGGCAGAACCUGAUAAUGAGGAACCAGAUCCAGCAGGUGUUUGUAGAGAGGGACAUCCUAACGUUUGCAGAGAACCCUUUUGUCGUCAGUAUGUUCUGCUCUUUUGAGACCCGUAGACACCUCUGCAUGGUCAUGGAGUACGUGGAAGGCGGUGACUGUGCAAAUCUGCUCAAAAACAUGGGCCCCCUGCCUGUUGACAUGACCAGACUGUACUUUGCGGAGACGGUUCUAGCACUGGAAUACCUUCACAGCUAUGGCAUAGUGCACAGAGAUCUCAAACCUGACAACCUGUUGAUAACCUCAAUGGGGCACAUUAAGCUGACGGAUUUUGGCCUGUCUAAGGUCGGGCUAAUGAACAUGACGACGAAUCUCUAUGAAGGCCAUAUUGAGAAAGACACCAGGGAGUUCAUCGACAAGCAGGUUUGUGGCACGCCUGAAUACAUUGCUCCAGAGGUUAUCCUCCGGCAGGGUUAUGGCAAGCCUGUAGACUGGUGGGCGAUGGGAAUCAUACUGUAUGAGUUUUUGGUGGGGUGUGUGCCCUUUUUUGGAGAUACACCAGAGGAACUCUUUGGUCAGGUUGUCAGUGAUGACAUCAUUUGGCCCGAUGGGGAUGAUGCGUUGCCAGUGGAUGCCCAGGAUUUGAUAACACGCUUACUGAGACAAAGUCCUAUUGAACGACUCGGGACAGGAGGAGCAACAGAGGUCAAACAGCACACGUUCUUUACUGGCCUGGAUUGGAACGGGCUGCUUCGCCAAAAAGCUGAAUUUAUCCCACAGUUAGAAGGGGAUGAUGACACUAGUUAUUUUGAUACUCGAUCUGAUCGCUAUCAUCAUUUGGUUUCUGACGAAGACGAUGAAACAAACGAUGAUGAGUCUUCCCUUGAAAUCCGAAGGUUUUCCUCCUGGUCGAAUCGUUUCAGCAAGGUAUAUAGCAGCACGGAAUAUCUGGCCACGCCGUCCAAUCUGAGUUUCUCGUCUGACCGAAGUCACAGCGAAGAGCACGAGGACCGGUCAGACGGCCGAGAGAGCCACUCACCUGGAGAGAUGCACAGACAGAGCAGCACAGGCGCCCCGGAUACCAGGAGACUCUCAGGACAGCGACCAUGCCUGCGACCAAGAGCCUCAUCCAGCUCCUCUCAGCCGGAUAGGUGUGUAAGCCCUCUGGUGGCGAGCAGUACACACAGCCUGGAAGCCAUGCCACGUGUUGCGCUCUCCACUGAUGAUGAAGCUGAGGUGGUUGUAUCCAACCUGCGACGAAUCAGGCUGCGUAGCAACAGUACAGGAACAAAGCACUCGUCUCCAAGGGAACACGGCAGUCCGAGAUGUUUUGGCAACCAGUUAGAAACGCCUGACAGACAGCAUCUCUCUCCAGCAGGCAAGGUGCCAAAAUCUGCGUCUGUCUCGACACUGUCCCUCAUCAUUACUCCAGAUGACACGAGUGGAGGUCUUCAAGCCAGCCCCAUUUCCCCACACUCCAUUUCUUCCAAUCCCUCAUCUCGAGAUUCCUCCCCGAAUCGAGACCUGUCUCUCAGCUUCAGCUGCCUGCGUCCUCCCAUCUUCAUCCAUAGUUCAGGCAAGAAGUUCGGCUUUACCCUGCAGACUAUCCGUGUCUACAUCGGUAACAGCGACGUAUACACCAUCCAUCACAUGGUCUCGAGUGUGGAAGAAGGCAGUCCUGCUCAUGAGGCUGGCCUGAAAGCCGGAGAUCUGAUCACUCACGUAAACGGAGAGUCAGUGCAAGGACUGGUGCACACAGAGAUGAUGGAGCUACUACUAAAGAGCGGUAACAAGGUGGCCUUGCAGACCAUUGCUCUGGAGGACACAACAAUUAAAGUCGGGCCGGCACGGAAGACGAGCCACAAGGGCAAGAUGGCCCGUCGCAGCAAGAGGAGCAGGAGAAAGGACAACCAGGACCGACGGCGGAGCGUCCUGAAGAAGCUGUCCAAGCAGGGCACCGUAAUGCACAGCAGCCGCAGCUUCUCCUCUGGCCUCCAUCACUCCGUGUCCUCAAGCGAGAGUUUGCCUGGCUCCCCCACACACAGCCUGUCCCCUGGACCCUCCACACCGUGCCGUAGCCCGGUUCCAGACCUCGCUGCUGAUAUAGUCACCCAAAGUGGCUCUCCAUGCUCCAGCUCACCAAGUUCUCCAGCUGUCCAAAUGCGCCCGAGCUCACUACAUGGUCUGGGAUCCAAACUGGGCGCUCAGCGCUACGCUAAAGUCGGUCGGCGCAAGUCAACCAGCAGCAUCCCACCGUCACCGCUGGCCUGCACUUCCACCCCCCAGGCCCUGUCUCCUCAGCACUCUUCCUCUCCUUUACCCAGCAUCACCAAGACCCUUCAUUCCUACCAUGUUAAAACACUGUCUCCUCCCACUAUCGUUCGCCAUGGGGUUCGACCACGCAGCACCGAGAUUCCCGUCUCCCCCCUGUUGAAGCGGGUCCAGUCUGCUGAAAAGCUCUCUGGUGUCUUCCACGGAGACAAAAAGGGCCACGGUCCACGACGGCACACUUUAGAGGUGCCUUACUGCGAGAUGGACAUGAGUGGCGAUGCGGAGGCAGAGUCCCAGUAUGGCUCUGAUCACGGCAGACUCGGGGGAUUCGCCGCCGGACAGAUUGUGGUGAUGCGAAAGCUCAACCUGUCCGAACGCCGCGACUCCUUCAAAAAGCAGGAAGCUGUACAGGAAGUGAGUUUCGACGAGCCUGAUGAAAGAGCCGGACAGACUCCGGUCACACCGAGCAUGCCAGAUGAUGCUCGGUCCAAACACAAGGCUGAGUGGAUGGUUCCAGAUUCGCAGUCCAUGGAGGACUGUGUGGUCAGGAGAGUCCCUCUGGUUCCUCAGAUUGCCGUUCAGGGCUCGGAAAGUGAGGAAAUGGAGGACUGGCAACCAUGCUCUGACGAGGAAGCCGAUGGGAAAAACACAAGCGGCAGUCUGGACUCGCACCCAGAAGACAAGGGGGGACAAGAGAGUGCAAGUUCUUCCAGCAUUUCCACAUCAGACGGCUCAUCGUUAGCGUCCAAAAGCAAAGAUCACAUUACUGACUCGGAAGAAACCUCAAGCAUGAGUCCAAGGAAGGGGAAACUCCGAGGAAAAUGACUCGGCCCACGUUGAUGUCACUUGAAUAUUCCAUACUCAAGAGUUGAUGAGGAGGGUUACCCAUAGUCCUUUCCUCAUGAGUAUAAUUAAGAGCGAUUGGGUUGGAAUGCCACUUAGUGUCUUGUAAAUUCAAUUUUUAAAAAAAUGAAGUAAGCUAGAUUUUUACAGGGGAAUAUUUAUAAUUUUUUUAACAUGUCAGAAUUCUAACGAUGGUGAAAAAAGCAACCUGAUGGUAACCAGCUGGUAUUUUGAACCAUCAAACAGGGAAUGACUUUACGUUUUUAUGAAAUUGUAUUUUCAGGCAGAAUAUCGAGUUUGUAUCUCAAGCGUAGCUAACAUGGUGAACUAUCACACAAAAAGUCUAGGUGCGAGAAGGAGAAUCAUGUAGUGACUUAAGCGAGGGCUAACAAACAAAUGCGUUUAGUCGGUCAUGGUUUUCAACUCGUCAGUAUUUCUGGCUUGUGCAACUCUCCCUUCAGUCUAAUCCAGUUCUCACAGCUGCAUGCAUAAAUCUUACUGUUGUAUUCGGUUCAGUGUAGGGUUUUUGUUUUAUUUUUGUUCUGUUUUUUUUUUUUUUUUUUUUUUUGUGUGUGAUCCACUGCAUUUCGCACCAUCUAACCCCACUUUGGUUGCGUAGGGUAAGGAUAUCUCGGCUCAGGGCUUUCGGCUGUAGACAUUUCACAGUUCCCUCGGUGUUUGCAAAACGUUUGAUUUAUUAGCAGCAGGUGUAGUGUGUUUUUUUUUU
Molecule: messenger RNA, 5538 nt
Organism: Clarias gariepinus (North African catfish)
Lineage: Eukaryota; Metazoa; Chordata; Actinopteri; Siluriformes; Clariidae
Gene: mast3b
Product: microtubule associated serine/threonine kinase 3b
Exons: 27
Coding region: 468-4793 (1441 amino acids)
Biological process (GO): peptidyl-serine phosphorylation; intracellular signal transduction
Molecular function (GO): magnesium ion binding; ATP binding; protein serine/threonine kinase activity
Source: RefSeq, a predicted model, not a curated record